This is a messenger RNA of Ahaetulla prasina, 15788 nucleotides long. RefSeq names its product plexin A1 (gene PLXNA1). The transcript is spliced from 33 exons. The record is from RefSeq and is a predicted model, not a curated record. NCBI's taxonomy places the organism in Eukaryota, Metazoa, Chordata, Lepidosauria, Squamata, Colubridae. Gene Ontology annotation, cellular component: semaphorin receptor complex. The coding region runs from base 553 to 6270 and encodes 1905 amino acids. Gene Ontology annotation, biological process: semaphorin-plexin signaling pathway involved in axon guidance; regulation of cell migration; negative regulation of cell adhesion. Gene Ontology annotation, molecular function: semaphorin receptor activity; protein binding.
UACGGGCAGAUCUGAACGCCCCCUAGAGGCGACAGUGAGAAGACCUGACUAGCUUAGCAGCCCUUUGAAUGUGUGUCUCAGUCUGCCUCCCCGGGAAGUCAGAGCGAGGCUGGAGUUCCAUUGGAACCCCGCGCUGCAUUCCAUUCCCUUCCCUUCAUGCUGGGCAUCGGCGGGGGCAUCGGCGGCGGCGGCGGCAACAACGACACGGCCAAGGAGGCUCCGAGCCCCGAGUUGCAACGGGGGGCUGUCUGGCGUGGAAUGUAAUGACGACGAUGAUGGGUGGCUCGUUCGAACCGAGCGCCGAUGCAAAGUAAAUGGAACAGGUUGAGGAGAGGCCGAGGAUGGGAAGAAAAAACCAAAACCUCUGAAUGAAAAUCAAGGAAUGCAGGGCCAUGUAGAAUGCCAGCAUCCAUAAUGUCCUGAAUCUGGAAACAAGUGGAAAAAAAGAAGUUCAUCCACAGGAAUUCACUCUCUCCCGCCCUCCAGUUUUUGGUUUGAGUCUUGUUUAUUUUAUAGUUAGAUUAAUGCAUUGCUGGAUGUGACUCUUCCACCAUGUGGCUUCUGAGGCUAAAGCACCAUUUGUCAAUUAAUAUUUGGACCCUGCUGCUUCUGGGUAGUUCUUGGUUGCCAUUGGCAAAAAGCACUACCAAAUCUUCCUCUCCUUUUAUGACUUUCCAAGUCACAGACUGGAGUUUGACACACUUGGUGGUCCACAACAAAACUGGGGAAAUAUAUGUGGGUGCUGUCAACCGGAUCUAUAAGCUUGCAAACAAUCUGACAGAAAUGCGCACACAUGUGACGGGUCCAGUAGAAGACAAUGAGAAGUGCUACCCACCACCUAGUGUGCAGUCUUGCCCACAUGGGCUGGUGAGUACCAACAAUGUCAAUAAAUUGCUGCUGGUGGAUUACUCUGGGAAUCGUCUGAUAGCCUGCGGCAGUGCUUCGCAAGGUAUCUGCCAGUUCCUACGCUUGGAUGAUCUCUUCAAGUUGGGCGAACCGCACCACCGCAAGGAACACUACCUCUCUAGUGUCAAUGAGUCAGGAACAAUGUCUGGUGUUAUAAUUGAAGUGCAGAAUGGACAAAACAAGCUUUUCAUUGGAACUCCCAUUGAUGGAAAGUCUGAGUAUUUCCCUACUCUGUCCAGCCGUAAACUGAUGGACAGUGAAGAGAAUGCAGAGAUGUUUGGCUUCGUUUAUCAAGAUGAAUUUGUCUCCUCCCAGCUCAAGAUCCCAUCAGAUACACUCUCCAAGUUUCCCACAUUUGAUAUCUAUUAUAUUUAUAGUUUCAGUAGUGAGCAGUUUGUCUAUUACCUAACACUGCAGCUGGACACCCAACUUACCUCACCGGACUCUACAGGAGAACAGUUUUUCACCUCAAAAGUUGUCCGGCUAUGUGUGGAUGACCCCAAGUUCUACUCAUAUGUGGAAUUUCCCAUUGGUUGUAUUCGAGAUGGCAUUGAAUAUCGCUUAAUUCAGGACGCGUACCUCAGUAAGCCUGGAAGGGCCUUGGCCAAGCAACUGGGCAUUUCAGAACAGGACGACAUUCUGUUCACCAUCUUCUCACAGGGGCAGAAGAAUAGAGUCAAACCACCUAAAGAAUCUGUCCUCUGCCUUUUCACAUUGAAGAAGAUCAAAGACAAGAUCAAGGAGCGUAUCCAGUCUUGCUACCGUGGAGAAGGGAAGCUUUCUCUGCCCUGGCUUUUGAAUAAAGAAUUAGGUUGCAUAAAUUCACCCUUGCAAAUAGAUGAUAAUUUCUGCGGACAAGAUUUUAACCAACCGUUGGGUGGAACUGUCACCAUUGAAGGUGUGCCGCUGUUUGUGGACAAGGAAGAUGGCAUGACAUCAGUGGCUGCUUAUGAUUACCAUGGACACACUGUUGUUUUUGCUGGUACACGAAGUGGCAGGAUAAAAAAGAUCUUGGUUGAUCCUGCCAGUCCCAUUGGACAUUCAGCCUUGCAAUAUGAAAAUGUGAUAGCCCACGAUGGCAGUCCAAUUUUGCGGGAUUUAGUGCUGAGCCCUGAUCUGCAAUAUCUUUAUGCCAUGAGUGAGAAACAGGUGACUCGUGUGCCAGUGGAAAGCUGCGAGCAAUAUACAACAUGUGCACUGUGCUUGGGUUCUAGAGAUCCUCACUGUGGUUGGUGUGUCCUACAUAACAUCUGUUCUCGGAAGGAGCGUUGUGAUCGAGCUGAUGAACACCAGCGUUUUGCCUCAGAUCUGCACCAAUGUGUUCAACUUACCGUUCAACCUAAGAAUAUCUCAGUCACCAUGUCAGAAGUCCCGCUGGUUUUGCAAGCCUGGAAUGUUCCUGAUCUCCUGGCUGGUGUGAAUUGUUCUUUUGAAGAUUUCACUGAAUCUGAAAGCCGCAUUGAAAAUGGCAGAAUCUACUGUAGUUCUCCAUCUACAAAAGAUGUGAUACCUAUUACCAGAGGACAAGGUGAUAAGCGAGUGGUAAAGCUUUAUCUGAAGUCCAAAGAGACAGGGAAGAAGUUUGCAUCUGUGGAUUUUGUAUUUUACAACUGUAGUGUUCACCAAUCCUGCCUGUCCUGUGUGAAUGGAUCCUUCCCUUGCCACUGGUGUAAAUAUCGUCAUAUUUGUACUCACAAUGCAGCAGACUGUUCCUUCCUUGAAGGCCGUGUAAACAUGUCUGAGGACUGCCCACAGAUCCUUCCAAGCACCCAGAUCUAUAUCCCUGUUGGUGUAGUGAAGCCUAUCACUUUAACUGCCAAAAACCUGCCACAGCCGCAGUCUGGACAGCGCAAUUACGAAUGCAUCUUCCAUAUCCCUGGGAACCCUUCCCGUGUCACUGCCCUGAGAUUCAACAGUACCAGCAUCCAGUGUCAGAAUACCUCGUAUUUCUAUGAAGGGAAUGACAUCAGUGACCUUCCAGUGAACCUUUCUGUUGUGUGGAAUGGAAACUUCAUAAUUGACAAUCCCCAAAACAUCCAAGCUCACUUGUACAAGUGCUCAGCUCUGCGAGAAAGCUGUGGGCUGUGCCUGAAGGCAGAUCCACGCUUUGAGUGUGGCUGGUGUGUGUCAGAAAAACGAUGUUCCCUCCGUCAACACUGCCCAGUGUCGGAAAGCUGGAUGCAUGCAAGCAAUGGCAAUAGCCGUUGUGCAGAUCCCAAAAUCCUUAAGUUGUUUCCUGAAACAGGCCCUCGACAAGGUGGGACUCGGUUAACCAUCAUUGGUGAGAACUUGGGCCUGAAGUUUGAAGAUGUACGCAUGGGUGUACGGGUUGGCAAAGUGAUAUGCAUCCCCAUUGAAAGUGAAUAUAUCAGUGCUGAGCAGAUUGUCUGUGAGAUUGGAGAAGCCAGCCCCAGCAAAAUUCAAGAUGCUCCUGUAGAAGUGUGUGUCAGAGAUUGUUCUCCAAGCUACAAGGCUAUAGCUCCAAAAAGCUUCACGUUUGUGGCUCCUACCUUCUCUCAAGUGAUCCCAGCUCGUGGGCCUCUUUCUGGGGGCACCUGGAUUAGCAUCAGAGGAAGACAUCUCAAUGCAGGAAGUAAUAUCACGGUGACCAUUGGAGGACAACUAUGUGCUUUUUCAUGGAGAAAUGCUGGUGAAAUCCAAUGUAGGACCCCAUCUGGUCAGAUUCCAGGUAGUUCAGCCAUCCUCAUUCAUAUAAACCGAGCUGUGCUUAGCAGUGCUGAUGUUGCAUAUUAUUAUACUGAGGAUCCCACAAUCCAAAAGAUAGAACCUGAAUGGAGUAUCAGAAGUGGUGGGACAUUAUUGACUGUGACGGGCACCAACCUGGCUACUAUCAAAGCACCCAGAAUCCGAGCCAAAUAUGGCACUGCUGAGAAAGAGAAUAAUUGUACAGUCUACAAUGAUACCAUCAUGAUGUGUUAUGCUCCUUCCAUUGAUAACCCUGUCAAGAGCCCUUCAGAACUUGGAGAUCGACCAGAUGAGAUUGGCUUUAUUAUGGAUAAUGUUCAAGCCUUGUUGAACAUCAUCAACAGAACUAACUUUAUUUAUUAUCCAGAUCCUGUGUUUGAAUCCUUGCCAUCUGGUAUGUUGGAGCUCAAGCCAAGUUCUCCUCUUAUUCUCAAGGGCCGUAACCUGCUCCCACCAGCACCUGGUAAUUCCCGGUUAAACUACACUGUACUCAUUGGAGACACUCCAUGUGCUCUUACUGUUUCUGAAACUCAACUGCUCUGCGAGUCCCCAAACCUCACAGGACAACAUAAAGUGACGAUUAAGGCUGGGGGGUUUGAGUUCUCUCCAGGGACGCUGCUGAUCUAUUCUGACAACCUGUUGACUUUGCCAGCCAUUAUUGGCAUUGGUGGAGGAGGCGGGCUUCUCUUGCUCAUCAUCAUAAUUGUCCUUAUUGCAUACAAACGGAAGUCUCGAGAUGCUGACCGUACUCUUAAACGUCUCCAGCUGCAAAUGGACAACUUGGAAUCACGGGUGGCCUUGGAAUGCAAGGAAGCUUUUGCUGAGCUGCAGACUGAUAUCCAUGAACUGACCAAUGACUUGGAUGGGGCUGGCAUCCCCUUUUUGGAUUAUUGCACCUAUGCCAUGAGAGUCCUCUUUCCAGGAAUAGAAGACCAUCCUGUCCUGAAAGAAAUGGAGGUCCAGGCCAAUGUGGAGAAGUCUUUGACACUCUUUGGGCAGCUCUUGAACAAAAAGCACUUCCUGUUAACUUUUAUUCGAACUUUAGAGGCCCAGCGCAGCUUCUCCAUGCGCGACCGGGGUAAUGUGGCCUCUUUAAUUAUGACAGCCCUACAGGGUGAGAUGGAAUAUGCCACUGGAGUGCUGAAACAGCUUCUCUCAGAUCUGAUUGAAAAGAAUUUGGAGAGCAAGAACCAUCCCAAAUUGCUCUUGAGGAGGACUGAGUCGGUGGCUGAAAAAAUGCUGACCAACUGGUUCACAUUCCUUCUGUAUAAGUUCCUAAAGGAGUGUGCAGGUGAACCUCUGUUCAUGUUGUAUUGUGCCAUCAAACAGCAGAUGGAGAAGGGGCCUAUAGAUGCCAUCACUGGAGAAGCCCGCUAUUCCCUGAGUGAAGACAAGCUCAUCCGGCAACAAAUUGACUACAAAAUGUUGACGCUAAACUGUGUGAACCCUGAAAAUGAAAAUGCUCCUGAAAUUCCAGUCAAGGUCCUAAAUUGUGAUACCAUCACCCAAGUGAAGGAAAAGCUGUUGGAUGCUGUGUACAAAGGAGUACCAUAUUCCCAAAGACCCAAAGCAGGAGACAUGGACUUGGUGAGCACGAUCCCCAGUGACCCCAUGCCCUUCUCUUCCAUCGGUGCAGAGUGGCGGCAGGGCAGGAUGGCUCGGAUAAUUCUUCAAGAUGAAGAUGUCACCACAAAGAUCGACAACGACUGGAAAAGACUCAACACUCUAGCUCAUUACCAGGUAACAGAUGGUUCAUCUGUGGCACUGGUGCCCAAGCAGAACUCUGCCUACAACAUUUCCAAUUCCUCUACUUUCACAAAAUCACUCAGCAGAUAUGAGAGUAUGCUCCGGACAGCUAGCAGCCCUGACAGUCUCCGUUCCCGGACCCCCAUGAUCACACCUGACCUGGAGAGUGGCACCAAGCUAUGGCAUCUGGUGAAGAAUCAUGAUCACAUGGAUCAACGAGAAGGUGAUCGUGGCAGCAAGAUGGUCUCAGAAAUAUAUUUGACUCGUCUGUUAGCUACUAAGGGAACUUUGCAGAAGUUUGUGGAUGACCUUUUUGAGACUAUCUUCAGCACAGCCCACCGAGGGAGUGCCUUGCCUCUGGCCAUCAAGUACAUGUUUGACUUCCUGGAUGAACAAGCUGAUAAGCACCAGAUCAAUGACUAUGAUGUCAGGCACACUUGGAAGAGUAAUUGUCUACCUCUGCGUUUUUGGGUGAAUGUGAUUAAGAACCCGCAAUUUGUGUUUGACAUUCAUAAGAACAGUAUUACUGAUGCCUGCCUAUCAGUGGUGGCUCAGACAUUCAUGGACUCCUGCUCAACUUCUGAGCACAAGCUAGGGAAAGACUCUCCCUCCAAUAAACUACUGUAUGCCAAGGACAUCCCUAACUAUAAGAGCUGGGUAGAAAGAUAUUAUGCAGAUAUAGCUAAAAUGCCAGCAAUCAGCGAUCAGGACAUGAGUGCCUAUUUGGCAGAGCAGUCACGGUUACACUUGAGCCAAUUCAACAGCAUGAGUGCCCUGCAUGAGAUCUACUCAUACAUUACUAAGUACAAGGAUGAGAUUUUAGCUGCUUUAGAGAAGGAUGAACAGGCCCGAAGACAACGGCUGCGAAGUAAGUUGGAGCAGGCAAUUGACACAAUGGCCCUAAGUAGCUGAAAAGGCCGAGUUGUUGUUGCAGACUUCCUAGCAAGCGGAGGCUAAAAGAGAAAGCGGCAAGCAAGUUGCAGCAACAAGAUAACACACAAGAUAUAUUGGGGCUCAGCACGAAACAGUGCACAGAGUCUGCUGCGUCUUUGAACCUUUUGAACAGAAGAAAAUCAAACAAUCCUUUAAAUCAUUAUUAUCAAAGCAAAUUGAAACAAUUUAAGGACCUUUCUGAAAGGAGUGACUGACGUGGCAAAGAACCUGAGAGACCCAAGAUGUGUGAGAAGAGCCGGGGGAGGGGGGAAGAAAUUCCAGCUGAACUGCUACUGUCCCUUCCCCACCAAGGCCUGCCCCAAAUCUGGCAAAGGAAGGUUGGGGCAUGCACUAACUUCUAGGGCAAUGUUUUUACAUUAUGUUUUUCUUAUAGCAGGUGGGUGGGCAGUCUUAUCAUUUUUUUCCCUUCUGUAUUUGCUUCGACUCUCACCUUGACUGAACAACUCAAUUCUUCAAUCUACUCCUCCUUUCUUUCUCCCUGGCCUACUGCCUCUAGUGUUAACUGCUAAAUUUGCACAAUUUUCACAAGCUAAUGCUGUCCUUUUAGGGACUGAAAGGAUAUGGAGGUGGGGUGGGGGAGGUUGUAAAUCUGCAAGAAAUCUUCCCAAGAUUUUUUUUUCCCGCCCCAACAAAUUAUUGGUGUGGGAGGGAAACGAGGGUGAGUAGAAGCUAGAGAAGCAGUCCCAGCCCUCCUUUAUUCUUUCUACAGUUCGUCCUGUGCCAUUUUAAAACGUUAUUGAGCACAGGCCAAAUAAACGCUCUCAUUUUGAAUGCUGCUUAAAAGUGUGCUGGAGACUUAGAAACAGAAAGGCAAAACUAAAAAUAAAAAAGAGGGAUAGGCACAUAUGAAAAUAAUCUCACCUAAAGAAAGACUUUUCUCAUCUAUAAGAAGCAAUGCAACUUCCCAAUACACCUUGCAUUGGAUUUUUAUAGAAGUCAGAAUCAGCUUUUAUAAGCAGAGUUUAUAAAAGUCUCUCAAAAUGCCCCUACUAAGUUUUCAUUGUAUACACAUACCCACACACCCACAAACCUUUCCAUGUGUAAGCUUUCCAUUUAAAGGUCAAAGAUACUUUCAAAGAAGCUCUCCAUGGACAAGUGUCAUGUAACCAGAGAGAAAGGAGCUAUCUAGUCUAAUAGCUCAGUAUUGCAAAGGAGAAUGUUCAGGUUAAGCAGGAUCAUGCAGGCAGUUUAGAGAAAAGCUAUUUUAUUUUAUUUUAUUUUAUUUUUUGCCUUUUGAAAUUGCAUUGCUCCACCUCAUUCCACUAGCUCUCCCAAUGGCAACCUAAAACCUGGUCAGAUUAUCAGAAGGGCAGUCUUUAUUCCAAAAAGUAAAAAAGUGUUCCCACAUGCAGUUGCAGUUUAGCCCAGAUAAAUAUGGCAUGUCAGUUCCAGCAUUGUUUUGUGUGUGUGUGUGUGUGAGAGAGAGAGAGAGAGAGAGAGAGUGAGAAUGGUUGUGCAUGCUCAUGGACAUUCAACUCUUCCAAAUACUGAUUACAGCAUCCUCAUAUCUUCAACAGGCUAAUUCCAAAAACAAAACCAGGCUUAAAGUUUAAAGCAGGCUUGUCCAACUAUAGCCCUUGGUCUGCAUGCAGCCCUGGACAGCUACAGUAGUCAUGUGGCCCCACAAGAUCAUAAAUCUUUCACGUUAUUAUGUGGCUCAUAUAUGUUGUCAUCAAUGUGUGACAUUAGGCAUUUUAUAGAAUGCCUAGGAAAUCUAUAGAAUGUCAAACCUCGAAGUAUUAAACACUUAACAUGUCACACAUUUCCUAGGCAUUCUAUGCAACGCAAAAAAGCAAAACCAGCAAAGUAUAAAAUUUUCCUGCUAAAAUCCCAUUCUAGCCUUCCUUGUUGCAACAUGUAGGUCAAUACUGGUCUUUUUGUCUUGUUUUUUUUUUUCCAGUAAGAAGAAACUUUUAUUUUGCAUUUCUUCUUUUAUUUUCAUAUAUGUCUUUCCAAUAAAGGGUUAGGGUUAGGGUUAGGCUAAACUUAAGCCUAAACUAACCCUAAUCCUUUUCAUGUGUCUCUUUUCAUGCUUUUCCUAAAUAGUUCUUGUCAUUGGGCAUAAUGCCUAGGUAUUUACAUACAAUGUCUACGGAAAGUGUAUAGCGUAUUAAAAUAACACAGACCUUCCAUACUUUGCUUAGAAACGUCACCCAUUCUUUUGCUCAUAUCUUUUUUUUUUUUGUUUUCUUGUUUUGUAUUUUACCUUUUAUAAUAAAACAAAAUAAAUGUACUUAAAAGAGAAAUGUCACACAUUCUAUACAUUUCCUAGGCAUUCCAUACAAUGCCAACUUUUCACACAUUGCUGGUAACAUAUACACUAACUGUAUUACAUAUUUAACAUGCAGCCCAAGACAAUCCCACAUCACUCACUGUGGGCCAGGCAAGCCAAAAGGUUGGACAAUCGUGCUUUAAAUCAAGAAAUAAUGGCUAGGCCACCAAAGCUGAGCCUGCAACCAAGUGCUCUUUGUGCGCAACAAAAUAUUCUGUGAGAAACAGACAUGGCAGCAGCUGGAUUGAUAGAUUGAUCCACGAGAAGGAAAUAGAAAACAUGGCUCUUUAAUUGCAUGGAAGCACAACCAUUCGGGAUCUUUUUUGUAGGCUGAUAUCAGCAAUCAGUUAUGACCCAGAUUGUUGGGGGCAAUAUGCUGACUCUGUAAACCCCUUAGAGAGGGCUGUAAAAGCACUGUGAAGCGAUAUAUAAGUCUAAGUGCUUUCUCUCCAGAAAGUGUUUGAAUGGUUGCUUCCUUGUUAGAAACUUUCAAUGAUCUAUGACCAACACAAUAGUCUCACUCCCAGUUUAUUUAUAACUUGCUUUGGUUAUCUUGCUGCCCGGUUUCUGUAGGCAGGGGAUAAAUAAUAAUCUCCAUAGAAACAGCAUAGGAUUGUCUGCUCACAUUUAAUGUUAGUGCCUAACUUAGCAGAAAGGUACCAGGAGGGUCACUGCCCCCUCCACAGCUCUCCUAAUUGGACAUCUACUUUCUAUUUUCUCCUAUUUCUUCCAACCCUAAAAUUGUAAUUCCUUCCUACUCUAAUUCUGAGCAUUACCUGAUUCUGGGGUUGUUAGUUAGCAAACAAUCACCAGGGGAAACAGAUGCCAACAUUGGAAAACAAUGGAAAGUCUGUUAAAAUCUGAGCAGGAGUGUCUUGGUUACUUGCUUGUUCUCUAGGCUGAAUCAGACAUCUCCCAUACGAUUUAAAGGCAAGGCCUUUCUUUAUUGCUACCAUGGAGAUUUCCAAGGUAUCUUGUAAUGUUUUAGAAUGGAAUGGGUGUUCCUUUGUCUUGUUUUGGCACAGUUCAUUUAGAAGGUAUCCUCAGUUAAAAGCAAAGCCUUUAUACAGGUAGUCAAAAUGAUGUACGACCAUUUGUUUAACAAUCAAAGGGAAGACAGUGCUUUCAUUGGGAUUCUUCCUGAAUUCUGUUUCCUUUUUUCUUUCUGUCUGUCAUUUAUUUCUUCAUCAUUCCAUCAAAUAUUCCACUCUUUGCAUGAAGACAUUCGGUUCCAUUCUGUAUGUAAAGCUUUUUACUAUUAUUUUAAAUGAACCAGUGUGUUGAAGUCACUGCUCUAAUUCAACUCAGGUGACCAAAUCCACCCAAUUUUCAGUCUUCACCUAUCUGCCUAUCAAGUACCAAUAAAUUAAGUUGUACGACCUAGUGUUGAAAGAGAAGGUAUUGUAAAACAUACCAAGCCUGAUCCUACCUAAAUAAGUGGAAGAGAGAGAUGUGAUAUAUGUAUGUGUGUGUGUGUGUGUGCGUGUGUGUGUAUACACACAAAAUGUUACAAUCUAAUUUUAUGCCUCGGUGGGGCAACUGUACAAUUAACUGGAGGAGUUGAAACAAUAUCAAAUGUGGCUUUUUACACUAAACAGUGGAAAAUACCAAAUGGGGAAAAACAUAUUAACAUUCCUCACCAAUAGAACAAUCCUUCAAAUAUACAUCUCAAAUUACUUUGUAAUUUUUAUUUUUAAUUAUUUCUUUAAUUAAAGAGGAGGAGGAAGAGAAGACAAACAAAUAAAACAAACUUUUAAAAAAAUGUGGAGUCCUGAGAUAAUUCUGGAUCCAUAAGACCUGUGGGCUGUUGCAUGACUGUGAUAGAAUUUAGUCUGAGUUAAAUCUUUUUUCAAAAGAAAAAAAAAUGCAAGUGUUGAAUAUUAGAGGUUUGGUUAGACUUUUAUUUUUUUGAAAUUUUGGACUUAAUUUGUCACUUCUUGUACAAGAAAUGAAAAAGAAUUAAUGUAAAUUGUUUAUUUCUGGAAAAUGGUACUCAAAUAAGUCUUAAAGGACAGCUAAAUGUUGCUGCACAGGAAGUAUACCAUAAUGGUUUACACAUCUCCAUACUUUGAAGUCUACUUGGGACUAUAAGCACUAUAUGAUUUAUGUUCCUCAACGUGGCUUAUCUUUUCACUUUACAAAUUGUAUCAUGGAUCACAAAGAAGCAAAUUCGGCUUUGUGGUUUCACGUGAUCAGAAUCUUCGUCUGUUUUGAUUAAUAUAAAGAAUUUCUUCUUUAAAAAGUUACAUAUUUUUAUCAGGCGCUGCUUAGAAUCCUAGUGCUUAAGCUUGAAAAGAAACUUGGAGAUCAUUUCAUCCAACUGCCCAAUCGGCAGUCUGCUACUUUAUGGCCAUCCAACUUCUGUUUUAAUACUAGGAAAAAGAGUCAGUCUGUUCUGUUAUUGAACAGCUUUUAAGAUUAGGAUAAUUAUUCAGUUCAAAUCUACCUAUCAUAUAAAUCCCUCAUUUUUCAUUUUGCAUCCUGGAACAACAAUUCUGCCCUGUCUUCUGUGCAACAGCUGUUCAGUAUGACAGUCAUCUGUCUCGCCUCUUCUCCAGGCUAAACAUGUCCAGCACUUUCAAUUGUUCCUUGUAUGUCUUUCCUUCCAGAUCUUAGUUUCUCUCCUCUGGAUGUGCUUUAGAUUGUCAAUAUCCUCCUUAAUAUGGAGUGCUCAGAAUGGGACACAAUAUUAUAAAUGCAGUGUGACUAAUACUGAAUAGAUGGGAGCAAUUCUAUUGAUGUUGUCAUGUUACUUUUGAUACUACAAUCUAAGAUAGCUUUUUUUUUUUUUCAUUUUGCAGCUGUAUCACAUUGUUGGCCAUGCUAGCAAGAUCCCUCCAGAUCCAUUUUGCACAUAUUACAGCACAGUAUGGUCUGCUCCCCAGUUCUUAUAUUCAUACCUUUGAUUUGUCCUACCCAAACAUUGCAUUUGUCCAUGUUGACAUUCACAGUCCUAGUUUCUACUCAUUUCAGCUUGUAAAAAUCCUCCUAAAGGUGAAAAAUUUGUUUUUUGGGGAAAAAUUAUUUUUAUUUUAAACGAACAAUUCAUCAUUAAUCAAUCAGUGUAAUAUCUGGGUAUAAAAAUUUUUGGUGUCAUCAUAUUCAAUAUUUAUCAUCAUUUUCUUAGUACAUAUUUAUUUGCAUUUAAAUUUAAUGCAUUACAAGGUAAAGUAUUUAUUACCCCUUCAUCUUUAUGUCAUCUGAAACCUGAUAAAAAUUUUCUAGCCCUCGUCCAAGUCAUGGACAAAUAGUUGAACAGCACAGAUCCUGAAAUGCAGCAUUUGUUACACCACUCGAUACUUAUUUCUAUCUAAACAAUUAGCCAAUUAGAUUUGUUGGGUACAGUCAUUCAAUUAAGGUCCUCUCUAGCUGAUAGAAUAGCCUAAUCCACUAAAAUCUCAUGAGAUUCUUUGCUGAAUGCUUACCUGAAGUCAAGGGAAACCAUGUACACACCAUCCCCAUUAUGACUAAACUGAUCACCAAGAUCAGUUUGGUGUCACAUGUCUUAUUUUUGAUAAAGCCAUGCUGGAGUUUCUUUAUCCAUAUUAGGUUGAUUGUGAAGUAAAUCAAUAUUGGAUUUACAUGAAGGCCCUGCAGAAUGCAAAAUUAAGGAGAUUUGGGGAUUUAUUCUUUUUUGAAAAUUUUUGCUUAUGAAACAGCUUGUUUUCCCCAUUAUUGGCUUUGAUUCAACUAAACCAUUAUCAUCGUUCUGUGGCAAUGAUUUGACCCCUAGGGAAAGGAGUCCUUACCAAAUAUAAACAAGUAGAAUAAAAAAAAAAUAAUGAUGAUGGAGUGUGUGGAAAAGUCGACAUUUUUCUGUAUCUUCUAGGUUCUUUGCCAGGUGGACAGACAACUUCAGUUAAAAUAGCUGAAAAGCAAUAUAUUAAUCAGUGUAUGGCCAAGUGUGGUAGAUGGUGGAACAAACAGCUCCUGAAUGUACUACAUAUUUGCAGGCAGGAUGAAAGCCUGGCAAAUGCUUUUUCACAUGCCCAGGCUUCAUUCAAGAGAUUGAAAGCGAGAUAGAUCCAUUAUAGCAAUAUUCAGAUGGGACAUGAAAAAGGUUGUUUGUCCCCAUGACUGCUUUGUAUUGAGGGAUGCAUCUCUGUAUUUUGAAGGGUGGAUGGGGAAGGUAUAAUUAUCUGGCUCAGUUUGUCUGCUAUUUAAACAGAGCCAACCUCUUUCCAGACGGUGCCUGAGGCAAAAGAGAAGCUCAGUGGCUGUCCCAUAUAACAGGAAAAAAAUAUAUGACAAGUAGGCAACUGAACCCAGAUGCUCAUCUUUCUCACCAUGGUGCUUGUGGUUUCACAGAAAAUAAACAAUUAUUUGUGUGACCACACAUUCCUCCUGUAUUUCCAAAGGGCUUAUAGUAAGAUUCAUAAGGGAUCGCUCUAAUGAAUAAAUGGAGCAUCCCUUUAAUCCUAUUUGAUUGUAGUUUCAAACCCUGCACUAUUGCACUUGUAUAAAGCCCUACAUAGGUACAGUUCCACACUGUAAACAGUUAUGCUACACUUCUGGGGACUGGGUGUUCACUUGCUGUCACUGUGCAACUUACAGAAUUGAACAUCCUUGCCUGCCAAUGGAGUUGUUCACUUCUUUAUACUACACCAAUGGGGGGGUGGGUCUUGGAGAUGUAACUUGGGCUUAUUUGGUUGCCCUUUUUAAUUCAGUGUCUCAACUCCGUUAAAAUUCUUCAAUAUGAGAGCAAGCUUGCAUGCAUCUUAUGUUCGAUUUCUCUCCCAGUCUCUCCAUACUAGGCAGUUGGUAUUUUUGCAUGCAAAAUUAUUUAAAUAAUCAUCUCAUCUGACAAUGGUUUAGUAUUAUAUCCUAAGAGUUCACUGAAUACAUGGGGAAGGUUGAUAUUACUAUAUUGCUGAAAGUUUUUAAACUGUGGAAUCAUAACGCCCACUUGAGCAGAACUUAAUAGUAGGUCAACAUACUUUUGCCCCUUUUUAGUGUCCAUGGAAAAUAAAUAUCUCGAAACAUUAGACCAAUUUUCUUUUCCUUGGUGUAGCCUUUUGAUAGCAUCACUCAUUUUUUUUCCUGGUUGGUAAAUGAAUCCCAUUGUUGGCCAUGCCCUCCAAAGUUAGCCUAUGUAGCAAAUUCAUAUUUUAUGAAGUUAUCUUACAAAGUGGUUUUCCUAGUGAAGGAGUAAUUUUAAAAGCUAGGCAUCUUUGUGGGCAUUUGAUCAUUUUUUCUUCUUUGUUGUUCAUCUACCGUGUUUUAUUUAACUACUGUAUAUUGAAAGCUGCAUACUUCUGAUACCAAAAUCCCUAAAUGGAUUGAGGAUCCGUAGCCUACUUCUCCAGUUCUUUGAAAUGUCUGGCUAGCUCCUCAUGGAUUACAUGGACUUUUCAUCUUACUCUGUAAAACCAUUCUUGUAUUCCUUAGCAAUGAUUCUCUUAGCUUUUCACUUCUGUUGAUGUUGUCUAAGCUGUCCUUUCUUAUUUCCACUUAUUUCUCUUGAGGGUCUGUUCUUCUCAUAUAACUGUUUGUAGUUUCUUUCCUAUUAAGAGUGGGGAUUAACAGUGAGGAGCGGCAGAAUGAAUUUACUUUCCACAAGUAUAAAUAUUUUAUUAGAUUUUUCAUCAGAUUAUGUUGACCCUCGAUGCACCCAGUUAUACAAAUACUCUACCAAGAUAAUGUCAGACGCUUUGACUGCAAUAUUGAAUCCCCAGAAGUUUCUGUAGUUAAGCAGUUAUUUUAACUGUAGUUAUUCAUGUCAUUACAACAGGCAAGAUAUUUUGAUAUGCCUUUUGAUUGAUGCUCAAAUGAGCACAUAAGAAAGUUGUAUAUAUAAGCAGGAAAAUCUUGGAUUAACACGUCUUUACAAAAAUCCUUCAAAAGCAAAACAGUGGAAUGUUAAAAUAGCAACCCUGAUACUGAAUAAAUAGAGAUUAUCCAACACAUUUUUCUAAGUAAAGUUAAUUCAAGGAUUUCUAAAAGUAUCAAAUAUCAGAAACAAAAUAGAGUAUUUAUCAUGUUCACUACUUAAAAUUGCAUGUAAGCAUUAUGCCAAUUGAUUCCCACCAACAUUAUUUGCGAUUCCCUACCAAUAAAUCUAGUGUCUAGUCCAGCAUCCGUGACUUGAUAAAUUUUCCAUUAUUUGAAUACCCUUGUAAGGAAAAGAUGCAUUUGAAAUACUUUUGGUUCUUCAGGGACUAGUUCAGGUUUUACAUUCAUUGUUCAUAAGCAUACUCAUAUUUCAUUUCCUCCCUUUAGUCUCCCAUCCCUUGCAUUCUUAAAAAUAAAUGCAGGUUUAGGACACAAUGGGAAUGAGUUGAAGGAGCAACUUGGUAGAAAAAUGACAAAGGCACUGUGAUUAAUAAAUGAUCUGAUCUCAAACUGCAUAGUUCUGAGAGAAUGACUUGAGAGCAAAUUUGACACAGCUUUUUUGUUCCCAUAAAACCAUUGGCUUUUCUUCAAAGUUCAUAGUGUUCUAACAUAAGAAAUCCCUCAACAAGUGAGAAUGGCAAAUCAGUUGUCUUCAAUUACCCCCCAAAAUGCGCAAAAUUACAGAAGUCUAAUAACAUGCACCAAAUCCCAUCCAUGUGAGCUACACACUCUGGACCAUUUACCUAGAGUAGAAAGCAUAGUUCUGCUUUCACCUUCCAGACAGACAGCCUGAAGGACAAACACUAGCUCCAUGCAGGAAGGUUUACAAUUUAUCCCAGGUUCUUUUUGCACAUGUGCGCCAAGAAAAAUUAUACAGGGAAUAAGCACUUCCAGCUCCUUGGAACUGGAAGGUUUAGGGAUAGUUCCCAAAUGUGGAAUAGGGGAGUGGGUACACUGGACAAAGAGAGUGAGCUAAUCUUUUUUUCCCUUGCGAUGUUCCUCUUUUCAGCACUUUUGGUACUUCUUUGGGCUGAAUAUAUAUUCCAGCACUGUAGGGCGCUGCCACUCACACUUAUUUCUAAGGAAUGUCAAGGCUGCAGUUAACUGUCCUUUAAGAAGCAGGGAAGGGGGUGGUAUGGGAGGGGAGGCAGAGAGGAAACCAUUAAAAAAACAGAAUUUUAAUAGUAAAAUUUAAAAAAAAAUCAUAACUUUAUGUGAUUGUUUCAGACUUGAAGCAACUGUGCCAGUAUGGCAGGUCGGCACCCUUUGGUUGUGUAAAUAUCCUGCUAUUUCCUAUUUUAAUGUUCUUCAGAUUUAGUACUUGUAAAUAAACACGCACAUUAAGAAGAGAUUAAACAUUUUUGCUAUAGAA